This is a messenger RNA of Alternaria alternata, 1447 nucleotides long. RefSeq lists its product as hypothetical. The record is from RefSeq and is a predicted model, not a curated record. The coding region runs from base 331 to 1083 and encodes 250 amino acids. The transcript has a single exon. Lineage: Eukaryota; Fungi; Ascomycota; Dothideomycetes; Pleosporales; Pleosporaceae.
GGCAGCGAAUCGAAUCCCUGUGGAGGUGUUCGUCUGUGCACGGGGCCUGCAUAUCCUAGUCCUCGGCGCUUAGAGAACGCUGGGACUCCUCUCGCCCAAAAAUAACCGGAUACGACCCAUACAGCGGCCAACAACAACAGCGCAUCCGCGCCAAGCUAGUGUCAUAGUACAUACAAUAAACACUCUCUUCCCCAGGCGCCAAAGAGUACCUGUCUGCUGGCCUCGCUCUCUCACUCUUCCACUUUGCUGUGGACGAAGGCAUAGCACAGCUCGCAGUAAUACCGACAAGCAUCCAAGUCAUUCGUUCAACUCAACGGUAUACUCAACACCAUGGCUGCGACCGACUCCAAACCCACGCUAUCUACACUCAAGACACCCAUGUCUGCAACCUACCCCUCGGAACUCAGGUCGCCCAUGAUCACCUCUGCAACAACCCCCAUCUUUGCCAAUAUCAAACGGGAGGAUUCAGAUCUCAAGACACCCAUCACACCACCGACAGCCUAUCUCGAGUUCCUCAAAAACUUAUCACCUGUCCUGUCAAGCCCAAUGUCCACUGGUACUAGCUCCAGGUUUGUCUUUGGUGACAGCCGCCCCACUUCAGUAACAUCAUCGGCGUCCAGUGCAUCAUUCACAUCAACAUCGGCUCCGGCAGACAAAACUAAGAACAAAGAUUCGCCAACAACCUCAAGGUCAAGCAGCUGCAGCAGAUGCGACACCACCAAGGAUGAACCGCCAAUGUCUGCACCUCCAACCAAGGUCCAGACGGUCACUAUCCCACCACCAUCACCUUUCACACGACCCCAUUCUGCGCGGACACCCCGCCUUUACAUCCCCCAAUCACCCUAUUCGCCCGCUGCAGUACGGUCACCAGCCAGCGCAAAGUCUAUCCAAUCACCGUUUUCUGCCGUCUCAUCACCCAAAACCUGGGAUGCGGAUAAGAAGACUAGCCGCUCAAGGCGCGUUAGUGUGCGCGAAGUUGUUACACGGACAGUGACAUACAGUCGCACACCCGUCGACGCAAAAGCUCCACAGUUUCCGCAAAUUGACCCCGCACCCCGCGGUAAGAGGAGGAAGGUCGAGUAGAGAUGCGCGAUCGUUGCGCAGACCACCGCUUCUGGACUGCUUGGAUUCAGCAUGGGCAACCGUCCUGUGCUACUCCAUGACCCCUUCAAGCUCUGCACUUGCGCUCGGCCGUAACGCUUGCAUUCCCAUUCGUCAAAUGUCUACCAUUUUACAUUAUACACGACUUACACCCUCCAACCCGGCCACUUCAACUAAUUACUCGGGUCCAGGCGAUCCGAUCGCAACAUUAUCUUCAAACAACAUCAUCAAUCACGACACGACAUAACUACCUCAUCACUCCAUCACUAUCCAUAUCCCACUUUUCUUAUGUUUACUAUCCCACAUCAAUAGAGAAACGACGUUAUGGCCACGUCACUUCUCUUUC